AUGGAUAGGCUUCAUGGCCGCGCCGCUGUGAAUAAAACAAGAAAGAGAAAUUUUCAGGCUGGGAAUAAGGCGCUACAAGAUUCUGCGGCUGAUGGUGCUGCCUGCUCUUCUCUUGCCCGCCGUGAACAUUCUAUCAGAGAAAAUGAAGCCUCAAGGAGCAAGAUAUUUAAAAGAUCCGAUGUAAGGUACCCGAUUAAUAGUUGCACUGCACGAGGAACUGAUAUGGAUUAUCACAAGAUGAAGAGUGCCGAUUUGCCAGGGAACCUGGAAGAAGUAUACCAGAAUGGCCACCUCUCUUUGCAGAAGUCGGAAGAAUAUAAGGAAAAUGAAAAUGUAUCUUCUCUCAACUCCAGCAGUUUACAGGAGGGAAGAAGGAGAAGGAAAAAAAGAGGCGGGAAAAGGCAUAAUCGUCGCAAAAAGGCUACUUCACAGGAUUCUCCUGCACCAACUUCUGCUGAUAAUUCUGGUUUGAUGAUGUUCCUUUCUGAGAACUGUAUUUCAGGUCUUAAACCAGAGGAACAGAGGAAGAAGCAAGAUCAGAAGAAGGCACCCAUGACUAACUUAGUUUUAGUCAACAAUGCAAAGAAAUCAGGACCAUUUGCUGUGAAUUUGGAAGGCGCUAUUGAAAAGAGCUGUGAACUGGGAACGAAUAGUUUGUGUUGA
Molecule: messenger RNA, 663 nt
Organism: Miscanthus lutarioriparius
Lineage: Eukaryota; Viridiplantae; Streptophyta; Magnoliopsida; Poales; Poaceae
Source: the annotation of a GenBank genome assembly